Molecule: messenger RNA, 1470 nt
Organism: Geodia barretti
Lineage: Eukaryota; Metazoa; Porifera; Demospongiae; Tetractinellida; Geodiidae
Source: the annotation of a GenBank genome assembly
AUGCCGGAGGAGAUCGGCAUGUUCCCGCACCACACGGACGUACUCGGGUACCUGCACAGCUACGCCGAACGUUUCGGUCUGACCCCGCAUAUCAGGCUCAACACAGGCGUAGAGAAGGCUGAAAAGAGAGGUGACUUGUGGUGGAUUCUGUGUGAAAACGGAGACGAGUAUACCAGUUCAAACCUCGUGAUAGCAACUGGUCCGCAGCAGAAACAAAACAGGGAGCUGGAGAGCACCGUUCUAAAGGGGUUCACAGGGAAGGUGUACCAUGCCGGAGAGAUCAAGGAAGUGACAGAGGAACACAAGGACAAGCGACUUCUAGUGGUAGGUGGAGGGGAAACCGGGAGCGACAUCUGCAUGGAGUUCCACAAAAUCUCCCGGUUUAUCUACUGGAGCAUUCCGCGUGGCCAGCACUUCUUCAGGAAGGUUGGCAGAGUGGUUCCUUGGGGAAGGCCGCAGGCCAUCGACAAGGCAUCUUCACGGAUGAUGAAGACCAUCGCCCCCUACACUCGCAGCAAGCCGGGGCUCUCAUGGAUCUGCAAGUGGACAACCAGCGGAUCACUGCUGGCCUACCAGGGCCACGGUAUCCCUGAGUGGCGCAAUAAUGCAGCUUUCUUCCACUUUUUCGUCAACAAGAACGGACGAGUCUUGGAACUGGUGGACUACAAGCACCUAGUCCCCAAGGCAGGGAUCAGUCAUUGCGAGGGUCGUGAGGUGCACUUCACUGACGGAACAAAACAAGAGUUUGAUAUCGUCAUCAUGUCCACAGGCUACAAAAAGUUCUUCCCCUUUGUCUCCGACACCUACACCAAUAUGAGCAUCGCGGAGCACUACAAGUUCGUUUUUAACGUGGAGGAUCCGAGUCUAGCAUUUGUCGGUUUCGUACGACCAGUUGUGGGAUCAGUUGUUGGCGUAUCUGAGCUGCAGGCACGAUGGGUUGCCAGGGUAUACAGUAAACGAGUCUCCCUCAAGCCACUGGCGGAGAGACAGGCUGAGCUAGCCAAGGAUCAGGCUCAUUGGCGGGAAUACUUCAAGCAUUCAUCUUGUAGACUCGAAGGACUCGUGGAAGGGUUCACCUACAUUGAUGAUAUAGCCCGUCUAGCAGGGAUCUACCCCAAUUACUGGGAGCUGUUCAAAAGGAAUCCCUACCACUGGUACAUCGCACACUUUGCCCCUUAUAAUGCAGCCACAUUCCGACUAAACGAACCGAAACACGAAGCCCAGGCCAUUGCCACGAUGGAGAGCCAUCGCAAGACAACUCUCAACCCCGUCCACCUUCUCCUCAUUGUCUUCCUCCGCCUCGUCUGGUUUGACUGGUUCUUGGACCAGUUGUGCAAGGUCAAGUACAGCAUCCAGGUGUCUCGCUGGUGGCCUACUGUGCGACAGUGGAGGCUCACCAGAGCUGCCAACUGGGUCUGGACUCUACCAAAGAGAGCACUCUUUGAUACCUCCUUCUCUGACGCUAUAUAA